Ruditapes philippinarum (Manila clam) is the source of this 1313-nucleotide messenger RNA. RefSeq lists its product as uncharacterized. The transcript is spliced from 7 exons. The record is from RefSeq and is a predicted model, not a curated record. The coding region runs from base 19 to 879 and encodes 286 amino acids. Lineage: Eukaryota; Metazoa; Mollusca; Bivalvia; Venerida; Veneridae.
CUUUGUAACUUCUUCAGAAUGAUCGGCGUGCUCAUGGUAAUCACUUGCUGUACACUCACAUCCGCUGUCAUCCAUACCUUUGGCAACAAUCGGAAUCAGUAUUACCGUAGAAAUGGCCUUGACACUUAUUACCGAAGAGCUGACCUUGACACUUAUUACCGAAGAAAUGGCCUUGACACUUACCAACAAGGAGGAUAUUUCAAUUAUGGUGGAUUUCUUGAUAAUCUGUCUCCAGAUCCUGUCUGUGGAAGAACUUUGACGAAGUUUGAUUGCCCUUUGUUUGACUUCAGGUCAAAUUUAGUCAGCAAAGAUGACUUCCUUAACGCAAUUUCAUCAGAAUCUGUUUGGUUCAUUAUAUACAGCAGAGGGAUUGGGACACCCAAUCCAUAUGGCACAUGUCAAUUUAGAUUUGAAUCGCCUGUUUCAAAUGGUGACUUUGUCCAAAGAGAGCAAUGUUUUAACUUGGAUACCAACAAGUGUGAAGAUUUUACUUUAUUAAUAAGAUUAGAAGAAGACGAAUGUGGAAGAGUUAAAGUACAAGGAGUAAAUUUUACAUCAGACGUGACAAUAUACAGUCAAGAUAUAAAUCAGUACUAUUGGAGGGAACUUUGCAUCAACAGAAUAGACGAAGACCAAUGCGAGGGAGGGCGUUACAUUGGCCUUAACGUGAAGGGAAGCCGAUUGAUCGAACGACGUCACACUGAUUCCAGUUCUGAGUCUGACCUAUCAACAGAGUCCGGUGAAGAUGAGGGUCAUGUUGUUGACCUGACGUCUCUACCCUGGGACCUGAUCUCAGCCGAUCUGAAGAACAUCUAUGACAGUGACUUUUCAGACCCGGAAAUGAGAUAUGUUUUUCUAGGAAAUGAAUGUGAAGUAUAAAACCUGGACAGAUUUUUCUACAGAAUUGACAUAUAUUUGUAGGAUUGAUAUGUUCAAAGACACUUUAUUUCUCUCUAUAUGUAUCAAUUUCCAUGUCAUCACUACUGUAUUUGUUUACAAAAGUUAUAUAAUAGAAUACAAACUUAUCCAUGCACCUGUAUUUUGAAUGCAUGAAAUUCUGUCUUAAUCAUUCACCUAUUUCCAGGUGAUGUACGCAAUAAACACACGUGUAAUGACACAAAAUAUGUGUUUGUUGUUGCUUUUUAUCUUUGAAUACAGUACGUUCUUCAUAUCAGAAAUUAUUUUUAUAUCACAUAUAAUAACAUAUAAUGCUGCAAAGAAGAUAUACUAACAAACUGUAUUUCUGUGGUUGUUAUUGUUAAUCACAAAACAAUUCAUACAUAUAUUAGGUUAAUUGGCGUUACGUUUCGCCG